Molecule: messenger RNA, 1009 nt
Organism: Corvus hawaiiensis (hawaiian crow)
Lineage: Eukaryota; Metazoa; Chordata; Aves; Passeriformes; Corvidae
Gene: ECHDC2
Product: enoyl-CoA hydratase domain containing 2
Exons: 10
Coding region: 84-824 (246 amino acids)
Biological process (GO): fatty acid beta-oxidation
Cellular component (GO): mitochondrion
Molecular function (GO): enoyl-CoA hydratase activity
Source: RefSeq, a predicted model, not a curated record
GGGGCCGGGCGGGCGCGGCCGGGGCGCGGCGGAGCGCGGAGGUGCUGCUGAGCGCGGCCGGCGGCGGUAUUGCUGAAAUCUUAAUGAACCGACCCCACGCAAGAAAUUCACUGGGAAAAGUAUUUGUAAAUGAACUGUUCAGUGCCCUGGAACAGCUGCGCUUCGAUGAGGAGGUGCGUGUGGUGGUGUUCAAGAGCGAGGUGAAAGGAGUGUUCUGUGCAGGAGCAGACUUAAAGGAACGUGCAAAGAUGGAUGAUGCAGAAGUUGGAGAGUUUGUUAGAAGACUGAGAAAUCUCAUGGAUGAAAUAGCUGCCCUGCCUGUGCCCACGAUUGCUGCAAUUGAUGGCUACGCCUUGGGUGGUGGAUUAGAGCUGGCCCUGGCCUGUGACCUUCGAGUAGCAGCUUCAUCAGCUAAAAUGGGCCUUAUUGAGACCACACGAGGACUUCUGCCUGGAGCAGGUGGAACCCAGCGCCUGCCCAGAUGUGUUGGCAUAGGUCUUGCAAAGGAACUCAUUUUCACUGGUAGACAGAUUGAUGGAGAACAGGCCUUCUCCAUGGGGUUGGUAAAUCACUCAGUGCCACAGAACAGCGAGGGAGAUGCAGCUUACCAGAGAGCUUUAACUUUGGCUAAAGAAAUCCUGCCCCAGGCACCAUUUGCUGUGAAAAUGGGAAAACUGGCAAUAAACAAAGGAAUGGAGGUUGACAUUGCAUCAGGGAUGGCUAUUGAGGGGAUGUGUUAUGCCCAGAAUAUUCCCACCAAAGAUCGUCAGGAAGGGAUGGCUGCCUUCAGAGAGAAGCGACCACCUCGGUUCACUGGCAAAUAACACCUCCUUCUUCCCCUUGAAGUUUUGGAGAUAAAGCAGGACUGAAGAGGAUCCACUGAUUUCUUAGGAUUAUUUUUGACUCCAUUCUGUGCACUUAACUCCUUGCCUUGGACUGCAUUUCUAACUACUCCCCUGGAUCACUUUUCCGUACAAACCUCCAAAUAAAGAUUUAACUUUGUACCUGA